UGUUUUUGCUAUUGUGCCGUUACAUCAAGUCUGUGACUUCGACUAGCGUCACAUAUUUUUUAACCUUCCCCAGUCUUAUCUUAAUUCGCUUGUAACAAAGCCCCUCCUACUUUUGUCACUACCGCUGACUGGUCUGGCCCACCACGUCCUCGAACCGUGACGAUGACAAAAAACACAUCCACGAAGACCUAUAACCUUCGCUCGCGCACUCGCACUAGAGCCAGUUCAGUUUCUACCCCCGCAAGUGAGAAAAAUGCACUGGUGAGAGAUGUCUACGCAAAUUUUAUUGUUGAUCUUCUGUCUUUAGCCGAUAAAGCUGCGAAGGAUCCUGUUCCAGUGGACGGGACUCCAGCGCCGGCUGAAUCUCCUCUGACCUCGAUAGAAGGGUCUCCGAGGACCGAGGCUAAAAGCCCAACUGCACUGGAAACCACUCGUUCGUAUAGCGAGGUGGUCCGUGCGAGUAGCCCUGCAUCGGACCAUAGGGUCGGGCAGGAGAGUAUAACAGAUCUAGACGGCAUCAAUGCCCGUGCAAAUGAUAAUGUUAGCACCCCAGCUGGAGGAACAAAUGAUCAUGUUACCUUUCGAACAGCUAACGAGGGGAGUGAGAGCUCCGGAGAGAGCGACGACGGUGAUGACCGUCCAUGGACCACAGUAGGCCGAAGGAGCCGCCGUGGCUUAAAAGACUUAACAGAACAGGCGAAGAAACCUGGAGAGCUCACUGUUGAGCAAAUUAAAACGGUAGACACGGCCAGGAAGAGCCUUACUGAAGCCGAGCGAGUGAGGCUGAGCCAACGCGAAGCCAAUAUCAAACAGCACAUGUCCAACCGCCAAAAGACCAGAGGACCUGAGACCGCCGGCCCAUCCAAGGGCAAGGGUGCGGACCCAGGAAACUGGGGUGCCCUGGACAGCGAGGAGGACAUCGACCUCGAGGGGCAGCGAGCUGCCCUCGAAUCAUAUAAGGCAGCUAAAGAAUUAGCUGAGGCGUCAGAUUCUGCUCAUGAGUCGGAGGAAAACGGAUCGCUUACUGGUCCAGAUCCACCGUUAGCGAGCAGUGACGAGCAACCCGACGACAUCUUCACCCGAGCUGUGAGAGAGCAGCAAGUGGUUAAGGAGGCGGUCAGAAGGGCCGAAAGACGCGUGAGACAGGAGUAUGAGCAAAAGAUGAAAGAGCUCACCUCUAAAUUGAAGGGAGACAGGCGCGCUCAUACACACGAGCCUGCCAGAGCCUGGAUUGACCCUGUUGAGAAAAUAGUCAACAGGGCAAUGGAGCCCGUGGGGCAGGUGGCAGCCAAGUCCUACAUCAGGCAGGCACUGGGACGCCUCGGAAAGGGAUAUGAUGAUGGUGACGAGUCUGACUCGUCAUCCAGCUCGAGCUCAAGCUCAAGCUCAGACACGUCGAGCUCUAGCAGCGACGAUGUGAGGAGGAAACAUAAGAAAUCCUCUAAGAAACGUUCUAAAAACAAGAAAACAAUGUUGAAGCCUAUAGCACCUACCACGUACGACGGAGCUGUGGACUCACGAGCCUUCCAUCGGUUUAUCACCGAGGGGACAGCCUAUGUGAAGGACGGACAUGUGAAGUCCAAAAAGAGAGCCUUCGUUCUAUCCCAUUUCCUAAAAGGAAAAGCGCAUGAGUUCUACAUACGAGAGGAAGUACAGGCAGCGGCUGAGAUCAUUGAGAUCGCUCACUCUGUACCCAUGGGACGAGAGAAGCGAUCCGGGCAAAAGGAAAGGGCACCGGCGGCCAUCACGGCCGGAGCAACAACGCCCGUAUCGAAUCCUAGGAGGAAUAGGGACAGACGGUCCCAGCAGGAUGACCGGACAAGGGCAACCAAACUGGGUCCAGGUGCCAGCGGGGACACCGAGCACCUAAGGGAGCUCGCUGAAUCAACAACGACCCAGGAUGAGGUAUUCCUGGGAUCGACGGCUUUAUGGCUGGAGGACGUGGACUCCUCCUGUCCACCGUCCCCAAAGGUACGACCUCGGGGAUUCAGAGACCCUACCGCGAGACGUGCAGCCGAUCUCCUGCAGGGGAUUAAGUACCCAGGAGACGAGCGUGGAGACCUGGAUCAGGACUGGGACGACCAUGACCGGUUCAACGUGUACUCAAUUACCUUCAUAAGGACCGGGAAGUGGACCUAA
Messenger RNA from Suillus plorans, 2139 nucleotides. RefSeq lists its product as uncharacterized. The coding region runs from base 163 to 2139 and encodes 658 amino acids. NCBI's taxonomy places the organism in Eukaryota, Fungi, Basidiomycota, Agaricomycetes, Boletales, Suillaceae. The record is from RefSeq and is a predicted model, not a curated record. The transcript has 5 exons.